AUGACCGAGGCCAAACCACACACCAGCAAACAUAGUAAAACACCACAUUCUCAGCCAAACAAACCUCCAUCUACAUAUAACACCAUGAGUUCACUCCUCAAAGCCGACGUCUGGGUCUCCUCCCGUCUGCCCAUCGCCAUCCAACGAGACGGCCAAUCCAGCGCCUUUUCCCCAAUAUCCUGCGCCCUCAUCCACGGCACCUACGAGGCAGUCCUAGUCGACACACCAAUCUCCACUACCCAAACCACAGACCUAACCAAAUGGAUCGAAGAAACCGCCCCAACCAAAACCCUCAAAUACAUAUACAUCACGCACGGGCACGGCGACCACUGGUUCGGGAUCCCGCUCCUACUGAAGCGAUGGCCGUCAGCACGCGCAAUCGCCACUCCGGCAACAGUCGCCCAUUCACAAGGACAGCUUGAGCCGGAGAAGUUCAUCGAUAUCUGGACCCGGUUUUUUCCUGGUCAGAUCUAUCAGCCGCAGAAGACGGCGGAACCGUGGCCUUCAGACACUUUCACGAUGGAAGGUCAUGAGUUCCGGAUUAUUGAGGUCGGACAUACGGAUACGCUUGAUUCGACUGCGUUGUAUACUCCUGAUAUUCAUCUCGUCGUGGCUGGGGAUAUUGUGUAUGGGGAUGUUCAUCAGUUCUUUUGGGGAGGCUAA
Molecule: messenger RNA, 663 nt
Organism: Aspergillus oryzae RIB40
Lineage: Eukaryota; Fungi; Ascomycota; Eurotiomycetes; Eurotiales; Aspergillaceae
Product: MBL fold metallo-hydrolase
Exons: 1
Coding region: 1-663 (220 amino acids)
Source: RefSeq, a predicted model, not a curated record